AUGACUCGUGCUCCCAAUGUUUCCGCUGCACUCCAACAGGUGCAUUUUGUGCUGUUCGACAAUACGAUGCUCAACGACUGGCUGGCUGCUAUCCGUGCUGCCAAUCUGCCACAGCUGAAGCUACAGCGGUCACCAAUGCCACUGCUGCAGCAAUCGCGAAAUGGGUCAACACAACAGCAGGGGAAGCAGAUGGUGAAAGGGGAGGUGAAAGAGGGGAUGGGGAAGAAGGUGCAACGACAGGGGGCAGAGGUAGGAGGAGAAGGAGCAAGGCCAGCACAGCAGGAGGAGAAAAGGCAAAUGCAGCAGGGAGCACAACAGCAGGGAGUGCAACGGCUGCCGAAGCAGACAGGUCUCCAUGCACAGCAGGGACUGCAACAGCAGAUGCGAGAGCAAGCACAGCAACAAACGCAGCAGCAAACACAGCGGCAAGCUGGGAAGGCCCCCCAGCAGACGCAGCAGGAAACACAGCAGCAAGCUUGGAAUCUUUCCCCGCAGACACAGCAGCAUGGAGAUCUGCUUGCAAUGGAAGGUUCAUCAUCCAAGGCAGCACGACAGCCACAGCAGCAGCCACAGGAGCUGCCUCAGACGCAGCUUCAGACACAGAUGCAGCAGCAACAGGAGCUUCUUGAGAAGUCACGGCAGCAGGCAUCCCAGCAGACACAGCAGCAUAAAGAACUGCUUGCAGUGAAAAGCACGCUGACGAGCGAUAAGGAUGGGCGGGUGGUGGGAAGGGGAGCGAAUGGGAGGAGUGGUGGGGGGAUGGAAGGCGAGAAACGAAAGGGGAAGGAAGUUGGUGGUGACGGAGGAAAGAAGGGUGAUAAUAGUAAGGUAGAUAUCAACAAGGGAAGCCACAUGGGUAAGGGUGAUAACGGCAUGGGUGAUGCCUCUGGGGAUGUUGUGGGGGACAGCACCGGGAACGUGGUAGUGAAAGACAGCAACUCAGUCGCGGUAGCAGAUCUGCUUCAUCUGGAGGCGGAGGAGGAGGAGGGAGAGGGGGAGGAGGGGGGGGACAUGAUAGUCUGGGAUACAAAGGGCAUGGAGGCACGGGGAAGACAGGACAAGAAGCCAUAUGGACCAGGAAGCAGGAAGGCGUGGGUUGGAGGGGGAUGGAUGCUGACUGGUGGGAAGACGGAGAAGCUGGGUGGAAAGGCUGGUGGUGGUGACGCAGCGAAGGCUGGUGGUGACGCAGCAAUGGGUGGUGGUGACGUGGCAACGGUUGGUGGUGACGUGGCAACGGUUGUUGGUGACGUGGCAACGGUUGGUGGUGAUGCAGCGAAGGUUGGUGGUGUUGCAGCGAAGGUUGGUGGUGACGCAGCAAUGGGUGGUGGUGAUGUGGCAACGGGUGGUGGCGAUGCGGCAACGGGUGGUGGUGACGCGGCAACGGGUGGUGGUGACGCAGCAAUGGGUGGUGGUGACGCAGCAAUGGGUGGUGGUGACGCAGCAAUGGGUGGUGUUGCUGCUCCUUCACCUGCUGCCUCUGCUGCCGCAGCUGCUGCUGUUAGUGCGGUCCGGACUCAUAUCCCCCACCUGCCGCUCCCUCCAUACACCGUCCACCAGUCUCAGAGGAAACUCUUUUCGGACACUGCUGCGUUUGCAGUCCCACCUCCUCCUCCCCUCGGUGCUGCUCGUGCGUCUGGUCGCCGGGUGCUGGUGGUGCAUCGGGGGGAUAUCACCAAGUGGUUUGUCGACGGUGCAACCGAUGCCAUUGCUAAUACCACAAACGAGAAGGCUCCAGGCGGGGGUGGCUUGGAUGCAGCUUUGUUUCUCUCUUUUUCCUCCAAACCUAUCACAACCUUCUCUGCUCUCUUCCCUCCCUUUCCCUCUAAGUUCCGUGCUCUCACCUCUCAUGUUGACCCUGUUUUCUCUCCGCCCUCCAGCCAUCCACACGGCAGCAGGCCCAACCCUCCUGAAGCUCUGCUACGACCUGCCCUGCUCUCUUCCCUCCCUCUCUCUAAGUUCCCCUCGCCCUCUAAUUUCCCCUCUCUCAUUUAUCCACCUUGUCCCUCCCUGCACCAGCCAUCCACAAGGCAGCAGGCCCGGCCCUCCUCAAGCUCUGCCUUGAUCUACCCUGUGGCACCUCUCCGCCUCUCCUCCUCUCCACCUCUUUUCUCUCCGCCUCUCCUCCUCUCCACCUCUUUUCUCUCCGCCUCUCCUCCUCUCCACCUCUUUUCUCUCCGCCUCUCCUCCUCUCCACCUCUUUUCUCUCCGCCUCUCCUCCUCUCCACCUCUUUUCUCUCCGCCUCUCCUCCUCUCCAUCUCUUUUCUCUCCACCUCUCCGCCUCUCCGCCUCUCCGCCCCUCCGCCCCUCCACCCCCCCGCCUCUCCGCCCCUCUUCGAGGUGCUACCUCGAGAUAG
Molecule: messenger RNA, 2355 nt
Organism: Closterium sp. Naga37s-1
Lineage: Eukaryota; Viridiplantae; Streptophyta; Zygnematophyceae; Desmidiales; Closteriaceae
Source: the annotation of a GenBank genome assembly